Molecule: messenger RNA, 565 nt
Organism: Trachymyrmex cornetzi
Lineage: Eukaryota; Metazoa; Arthropoda; Insecta; Hymenoptera; Formicidae
Gene: ND-15
Product: NADH dehydrogenase (ubiquinone) 15 kDa subunit
Exons: 2
Coding region: 161-493 (110 amino acids)
Source: RefSeq, a predicted model, not a curated record
GGCAACAUCAACGUAACGUAACGUCGAAUGCUAUUAUGUAAAAAUAAAGCAAUAGAGAGAUUAUUUUCUGUGCAUUAAAAUUUCUCCAAGAGCUCUUCACACACAGAGCGUAAAUAAUAAUUACAAAAACCGAAAUAUUGUCUAUCUAUACCGAUACAUCAUGAUAGACCACGACAAUAUCAUUUGGAUGAAGUGGGGUAGUACGCCCUUGUUCAAAGGACCUCCCUCAGAUAUCUUUCUUCAUGUACGCAAUUUACAAGGCCACAAACAAUGCGGGCCAUAUGAGCUGAUGUAUAUAGACUGCAUGGAAGCAUACGGUUAUCAUAGAGGCAAGGAAAAGUGCCGAUUGAUACUCGAGGAUAUGUACGAAUGUAUAAUGGGUAUUAAAAGAAGGCGCCGCCUGCUCGCUAUGGAUCUUGAGCGAAAGCGGCAGUUUAGAAAUGGCGAAAGGGAAAAACUGUACGACGAAACUCCGCCACUCGAUCUAUAUUAAAUCAUCCGCAGGAAAUAUGCAUAGUUUAUAUGUGUAAAUGUAUCAUAUUAAAAAAAUUUAUUUGAUAGAUGA